Messenger RNA from Stylophora pistillata, 3980 nucleotides. Its product is annotated as ribosomal protein S6 kinase beta-1. Gene Ontology annotation, biological process: signal transduction; protein phosphorylation. The record is from RefSeq and is a predicted model, not a curated record. NCBI's taxonomy places the organism in Eukaryota, Metazoa, Cnidaria, Anthozoa, Scleractinia, Pocilloporidae. Gene Ontology annotation, molecular function: ATP binding; protein serine/threonine kinase activity.
UGGGCGCGAGUACGCCAUGAGCUCAUUAUUGUUGCUGGGAAUGGCGUUGAACUUUGUGGAUUUUUACCCUUGUUUUAGUUGAACUUCACACCAUAAUUUUACGUUUUUAAAUUUUUAGUCAAAGUAACAAUGGCUGAAGUCUUCCCUUUAGAUAUAAAUGAUCAGAUAGACGAGGAAGAUUUGAGCGAAGAUGAAUUUGAAGAGGGGCAAGUAGGCGAUGAGCUGAUGGAAAAUGAUGAAAGUAUGCAUGAAGUGGAAACCUUGGCUAUUUCUGAAGAGACUGUUAAUCCUAAAGAUGAGAAAGUAGGCCCCGAAAGCUUUGAACUUCUCAAAGUUUUGGGAAAAGGAGGUUACGGUAAGGUUUUUCAAGUCAGAAAAGUAGAUGGAAGGAACAAGGGGAAAAUAUUCGCGAUGAAGGUGUUGAAAAAGGCUGCCAUCAUUAGAAGCCACAAAGAUACUGCCCAUACCAAAGCAGAAAGAAAUAUUUUAGAAGCUGUUAAGCAUCCUUUCAUUGUGGAUUUGAUAUAUGCUUUUCAGACCGGAGGAAAACUGUAUCUUAUUUUGGAUUACCUCAGUGGUGGCGAAUUGUUUAUGCACUUGGAAAGAGAAGGAAUUUUCAUGGAAGACACGGCAUGUUUUUACUUGGCUGAAAUAGUGCUGGCCCUAGAACACCUUCAUAAGCAAGGAAUAAUAUACAGAGAUCUUAAGCCUGAAAACAUAUUGUUAGAUACAAGAGGCCAUGUGGUGUUGACUGAUUUUGGUUUGUGCAAAGAGGCAAUAUUUGAAAACAGCUUAACUCACACUUUCUGUGGAACUAUUGAAUACAUGGCACCUGAGAUACUUACACGCAGUGGCCAUGGCAAAGCAGUGGAUUGGUGGAGUCUUGGUGCUCUCAUGUAUGAUAUGCUGACAGGAAGUCCUCCCUUUUGCGGAGAGAAUAGAAAGAAAACAAUUGACAAAAUCUUAAAAGGGAAGCUGGUUCUUCCUCCUUUUCUCAGUUCAGAAGCCAAAGAUUUUGUAAGAAAAUUGUUAAAACGUCAUCAUCAAGCUCGCCUGGGUGGUGGUAAAGAUGAUGCAUCACCAAUUAAGACCCACUGUUUCUUCCGUACCAUCAAUUGGGAUGAUCUCUACUCCAGAAAAGUAGAGCCCCCAUUUAAACCAAAUAUAACAGGUGAAGAUGAUGUCAGUCAGUUUGAUAGUAAAUUCACAAGGCAAACACCUGUUGAUUCACCAGUAGAUUCAAUGUUGAGUGAGAGUGCAGAUAGAAUAUUUCAGGGUUUCACUUAUGUGGCUCCUUCAGUUAUGGAUUCAUUGCAUAGAGAAAUACCAAUGUCACCAUGGAGAUAUACAAGAUCCCCAAGAAGAAGUAACCAACCAAUGAGUCCCACCAAGGUUAAGGGAAAUGGUUCCAGUCAGUUUGGAUUUGAACAAUCCUGGCAACCAAACAGAACAGACACUUCACUAGCCAAGUCUGCGGCAAUGAAGAAUCUUGAUUUUAGAUCUUCAAACUCUGCUGUUGCAAUGGAUACUUCCCAUGGAAAUGAUAAGCUUGUUAAUGGCACUGAUAGUCUGUUACAGUGUGGCAACUCCUUCACUCACACAGUAACUAACUCUCCUCUUCAAAUGACGUAACCCUCAGUUUAUUGUGGAAUCUGUCAUCUAUUCCUCUUUAAUCUUUCUUGUCUUUGUGGAGAAUUUUUACCAAAAGGCAAAAAUGUGUUGCUAACUUUGUGACAAAAAUUUACCUCCAAAAAGUUAUUUUGUCUCAUUCUACAGUUUAGAUCUAGGAAGUGAUAUCUUAAAAGAAGUGACUGAAAGUUACUUCUGUAGUUCCAAUAAUUUUGUUUUUUGUCUUCCUUCUCAAAUUCAAAAGAGUGGUCCUUUAUGGGGGGCUUCAAAAAUUUAUGGAUGGAUUUAAAGCAGUCAGGGUGUUGUAACAGAGGCUUGUCCACUUGUAAUCCUACAAUAUGCAUUUAGAUAUCAAUAAGAAGUUUCUCUGUAGUACAUAAUUUCAGGUGCUAGUUUAGUUAAAAGAUUGUAAAGUAGAUGUAGUAAUGCUGAAAAAUGUUGAUCAAGCGAUAAUAAAUAGCUCUAGAUUAUUUAAAUUUAAGCAUAUGAGUGACAUUUAAAGAUAAAAUUUUAUUGCUCUUGAUUUAAUUGCUAUGCUGAUUCUGUUAAAAGAAAUUUUUCCCUUUUUCAAAUAGGCAUCUGGGUUAACUCUAAACAGCUAAUUCAAAAUUUGUAUGAUGUCUCCAGUAGAAAAGAGAAUAUAUUUUUACAAUGGUAUAAAUUGCAACAGUAACCAUAUAGAUUUUAAGAUGUUUUAGUUUUCGAGAAGUUUGCAUGGUUAAAAUUCUUAUUUAUUGCCAAGACUUCAUGGUAUUGGAGUGGCACAUUUCCAAAGCAUUGUGCCAUAGUUUUCAAGAAAUGUACUUUCAAAGUAUGUUGACAUGUCAAGAGGACAGAUUAUUAUGUUCAUUUGUUUGCUACUGACAAUAAUAGGCGAUGGAUUUCUAAAUAUAUGAAUAUCAUAUCCUUUUGAUGAAAUAAUGUAGAAAACAUUUUGAUUGGGACAAUUUUGCGCAGUGGUAAAUCUAGCUGCUAAGACCAUUUGCAGGUGGGGGUACUGACAUAGCAAAACUAAUAUUUAAACGUAAUUGAAAUAAUUAUAGUAAUAACUAUUAAUAUUUAUUAUUGCUAGUAUGCACAGGGUUUUUUUUUUAAGCCAAAAUCAGUCAAUGCUCUGCAUUCAGUCAUGUUGACAGCUCUUUAUAGGAAAUGAGUGAAAGGUGCAAUUUUCAGUUGAAACUCAAAAAAAGUUUCACUUCAUUUUGCUCUCUAUCACAUUGCCCAAAAUGGUAGAAACCUUGACACACAUCAGAUCACUUGUUAGUAAAGCAUUUUUGCAGUGAUGCUGCAUUGGUUAAAGAGAAUUGUUUUGUCUAUUCAACUGUUUUUAGUUUCUCUCCUCUGAUUAAAUCAUACAAUGGAUUUUCAAAAUUUUUAAGUGAAGAGGAAAGUUCUGAGAUAUGUCAAAAAUGAGAUAUAGGUGUGUUUUACUCACUUUAUGCAAAACUAUUAGUUCAUCACUGACAUAUUAUAAUUGUGGUAGGAUCAGACUUAAACUUCGGAAUCAAAUUAUGGAUAGAAAUUCUGUAAUUUGAUUUGGCGUGUAGUUUAUGAAUGAUAUAUUUUCUCACGUAGUUAGGUAAAUGUAGUUGGAAAAAAAAGUUGAGAGAACCCAAACAAUGAUUACCAGCUAUUUUAAGAUUUUUGUUGCAUGAAGGUCUUAAGUUUAAAAAAUUUAAUGUGUUUUGAAAGAAAAAUAUUAAAUACUGCCUGCUGGACAGACACAGCUUUCAAAUUUGCAUAUUUUCUCACCUUGCUUGCAAAGAAAAAUUAUUAUUGGCAGAUAUGGUGUCCAUAUUUCAGAUAAAUUAAACAUGGGUGAUCCACCCUUUUGCACUAGAAUUUUUUUUACCUGCGUACAAAUGUGACUUAAUUAUUGUCACUGCAACCUACAUUUUCUAUUUAUUGACUUUCAUUUUUUAAAGAAAAAUGGCAGAUCUCCAGUUUAUGCUGUAAAAGGAGCUUUAAAUCGUGAGUGCAAAAAAUCUAAUUUAAGGUACAAAAGGUUCCUUGAACUUUCCAGCAGCCAGUUUACUCAGUUGUGUAAUAUUCAAUGGAGUGCAUGUGUCAUAUUUAUCUUAACUCAGUAGGUUCUAUUUAUUAAUAAGCUCAACCAGAACGCACACUAGCAGGGGAUCAUGGGAAUUAAUUAUCAGUUUUCUAAAAUUGCCAGGGUAUCUCACUUCUUUUACCAUGAUUCCAUGGUUUGUGUUUAAAUACAGACAGGGAAGAAUUGUGCUUUUAGGCAUGGUUAAUCCUUUCUAAAAAUAUAUUAGAAAGAAUAUGACUGUUAGAUGCUUCUUACAAACUUUUGCUGUAAUAAAAUUGGCUUGAUGUGCUAAAUGGAUAUA